AUGACUUAUAAUUUAGGAUUUGUUGUGGUAAUAGUAAGAUCUGACAUAGCUACUGGUGUACGGGGAAGAAAAACGUUCAUCAUACUUGGAUGUGAAAGAGGGGGAAAAUAUAGGAAAUACAAAGCUAAUGUAGUGGCUAGUGUAUACGGCACUUGUAAAUGUGAAUGUCCGUUUAGAUUAAAGGGUAAACCAUGUUCAGAUGGGGCCGGAUGGGUGUUGAAGGUGAUGUGUGGACAUCACAACUAUGAGUUGGCUGAAACUUUAGUUGGUCACCCUUAUGCUGACAGGUUAAAUACGAGUGAGAAGUCAUUACUGGUUGAUAUGACAAAGAGGAUAACCUUCUCAGCAGCAUUUGCUUUCUUGUCUACUCAAAGGCAGAGUAAUUUCACAUGGGCUUUGGAAAAGCUAAAAGGUUUAUUUUUAACAUCUGAGGGUGGUCCUAAAGUCAUUGUCACUGACCAAGACUUGGCUUUGAUGAAUGUCAUUGCAAAUGUAUUCCCUGAGUCAUAUCAGAUGUUAUGUCGGUUCCACAUCCUUAAAAAUGUUAAAGCUGAAUGCAAAAUGUUAGUUCAUUCUACUGAGGUUUCGGAAGUGUUGAUGGAUGCAUGGGAAAAUGUGAUGGAUUGUGCUGAUGAAAGCUUGUUUGCUGAGUAUGUGAAUGAUUUUCAAUACGCAAGCAGUUCAUGGCCUUUGUUCUUUGAAUAUGUCAAUCAGACUUGGAUUAUUCUGUACAUCACAUACUUUGUAAAGUUCUGGACGAACAAAGUAAUGCAUUUAGGGAACACAACCACAAAUAGGGCUGAAUCUGCUCAUUGGAGUCUGAAGAAAGUUCUGGGCAAUAGUAUGGGUGAUUUGUGUUCUUGUUGGGAUAAUAUUCAUAAUGUCAUUAUCCUACAACACAACAAGAUUAAGGCGUCAUUUGAAAGUAGUUUGUUGCUCACGAGUGACCAUUUUAAAGGCUACAAAUAUAGAGAACUUAUUGGACGUGUGUCUCGAUAUGCAUUGAAUCUCAUUGCUAAGGAAUUGAAAAUAUUAUCCAUUAAAGAUGAGUUGAAACAAGUAGAAGAACGAUUCAAUGAGGUUGACGUUGGCGGUAAAGUCACCAUCAAGCAGAAGUUACUUGAUAUUGUUUGUCCUACAUUGACAUCAAUGGUCCCUCCAUUACAUAAAGUCAAGACAAAGGGUGCACAAAAAAGUAAAGUUAAACGAAGUGAAAGGUCUACUACGCGGGAUCCAUCAUAUUUUGAGUAUGUGGACGCCUUUCAUUCAACCAUAGAAUCUUCAUCUAUGAGAAGUAAAUUACAAUCAAAGCCAAAAGCAAUGAAGAAAAGGAGAGUUCCAAUGAUAGACCAGUUUCAUUCUACUACUCACCCCUUCAUUGUGGACGUUGUUGAUGUUGUGGCUGAUGGUCACUGUGGGUAUAGAUGCAUUGCUGCAUUGUUGGGACUCGGAGAAGAUUCAUGGCCCGUUAUUAGGAAUGAGUUGUACAAAGAACUCAGUGCAUGGCGUGAUGAAUAUGCAAGCCUAGUAGGAGGCUAUGAUAGACUAGAAGAACUGAGGAACUCUUUGUUGGCUAACAUGAACAAGUGGAUGACAUUACCAGACAUUGGUUAUGCAAUUGUUAACCGAUAUAACGUUAUCUUAGUGUGUUUGUCAUACUCUCAAAAUUAUACUAUCUUCCCACUACGUUCCAAACCACCUUCUAAUAUAACUCAACAUCGCUUAAUUUGUAUAGGACAUGUUCAUGGAUGUCAUUUUGUGCAGGUUAAGCUACAAGAAGGUUGUCCGUUGCCCAUGGUGAAUAUCAUGUCCUCAACCCACUGUUAUCCUGAGGCACGAGCGUGGUCAUCUAUUUAUACUAGUAGGAUGCACGCAUUUGAACAGUUGAUGGACAUAACAACAUCUUAUGUUGACUUAGGUGAUUCGUGA
Messenger RNA from Vigna angularis (adzuki bean), 1929 nucleotides. RefSeq lists its product as uncharacterized. Lineage: Eukaryota; Viridiplantae; Streptophyta; Magnoliopsida; Fabales; Fabaceae. Bases 1 to 1929 code for a protein of 642 amino acids. Gene Ontology annotation, biological process: regulation of DNA-templated transcription. The transcript is spliced from 6 exons. The record is from RefSeq and is a predicted model, not a curated record.